AUGUGUGUAAUGACCUUGUUAGUGGGCGGUUUUGAGUCCCACGUUUUAUUCGACUCUGGAGCAUCGAAUUGCUUCAUUACACCGGAGCGUGCCGAGAAGAGUGGCAUCCGGAGUAGCGCGGGCGAGAGCGCGGGCAUGGUCAAGGUGGCGGGAGGUGGAUUCUUGUCUACUUUGGGCCGUGCUAGAGGAGUCGAGAUCGAGAUUGCGGGGCAGUCAAUGCCAGCAGACUUAGUCAUCAGUCCGGUGGAGCUGUAUGACGUUAUUCUCGGGAUGGACUGGUUGUCACACUACAGAGUUCAUCUGGAUUGCUACAGAGGUAGAGUGGUCUUCGAGCGAGAUGCAGGGAGGUUGGUUUAUCAGGGAGUGAGACCGACUUCCGGGAGUAUUGUGAUAUCUGCUAUUCAGGCCGAGCAGUUGUUAGAGCGGGGCUGUGAGGCGUAUCUGGCGACGAUUUCUAUGUCUGAGUCAGGAGCUGGAGUUGUUAUGGGAGAUAUUGAGGUUGUCCAGGAUUUUGAGGAUGUCUUUCAGUCACUGAAGGGAUUACCACCAUCUCGGUCUGAUCCUUUCACGAUUGAGUUAGAGCCGGGGACAGCACCGAUAUCGAAGACGCCUUACAGGAUGGCGCCAGCUGAGUUGGCAGAGCUGAAGAAGCAGAUAGAGGACCUUUUGUCUAAGGGGUUCAUUCGACCGAGUGUUUCACCGUGGGGAGCACCGGUGUUGUUUGUGAAGAAGAAGGAUGGCAGUUUCAGACUUUGUAUCGAUUACAGAGGUCUUAACCGAGUCACUGUGAAGAACAGGUACCCACUCCCGAGGAUUGAUGAGUUGUUGGAUCAGUUGAGGGGUGCUACUUGGUUCUCCAAGAUUGACUUGGCAUCGGGGUAUCAUCAGAUCCCGAUAGAUGAGGCAGAUGUCAGGAAGACUGCUUUCAGGACGCGUUAUGGGCAUUUUGAGUUUGUGGUUAUGCCUUUCGGUUUGACUAACGCGCCGGCAGCCUUCAUGAGAUUGAUGAACGACGUGUUCAGGGAGUAUUUGGACGUGUUCGUCAUCAUUUUCAUUGAUGAUAUUCUGGUAUACUCGAGGAGUCAGGAGGAGCAUGCGACUCACUUGAGGUUGGUUCUGGAGAAGCUUCGGGAGCAGAAGCUUUUUGCUAAGUUGAGCAAGUGCAGUUUCUGGCAGCGAGAGAUGGGAUUUCUUGGCCACAUUGUUUCUGCAGAGGGAGUUUCUGUGGAUCCGGCUAAGAUUGAGGCUAUCAGAGAUUGGCCUAGACCUAGUAGUGCCACCGAGAUCAGGAGUUUUCUGGGUUUGGCAGGAUACUACAGGAGGUUCGUCAAGGGGUUUGCUACCAUGGCGCAGCCGAUGACGAAGUUGACCGGGAAGGAUGUCCCUUUUUUGGUCAGCUGA
Microthlaspi erraticum is the source of this 1401-nucleotide messenger RNA. Lineage: Eukaryota; Viridiplantae; Streptophyta; Magnoliopsida; Brassicales; Brassicaceae. The record is from the annotation of a GenBank genome assembly.